AUGGCCGUGCCGGCGCCGGCGAAGGUGGCGCGCUUGCUCGCGGCCUCCGCGGCGGUGCUCGUGCUGCUGUGGUGUGUCCAUUUCCGCGGUGGGCUCUCCCUCGGCUCCCCCACCAACAAGGGCCUCAUCUUCAACGUAAGACUCUUUUCUCAGACAUUUCUUCCCGUGGAGAUAGGCAGUCACUGCUUGCUUGGUUCUAGUGGCCCUGGCCUAUGGCAAUCUAGCAUUGUAGUGUGCUCAAGUAGGUUUCAGCCAUAA
Molecule: messenger RNA, 258 nt
Organism: Miscanthus lutarioriparius
Lineage: Eukaryota; Viridiplantae; Streptophyta; Magnoliopsida; Poales; Poaceae
Source: the annotation of a GenBank genome assembly